AUGGUGUUGUGUGGCGGAUCGAGCUCCUCCAAAAAGCCUAUUGAACGGAAAAUCGUGAUUUUGGGGGAUGGUGCAUGCGGUAAAACUUCCUUGCUAAAUGUGUUCACGAGAGGCUACUUCCCUAAGGUUUACGAACCAACAGUGUUCGAGAACUAUAUACACGACAUCUUUGUGGACAGCCAGCAUAUCACCCUCAGUCUGUGGGAUACCGCGGGACAAGAAGAAUUUGACAGGUUACGAUCAUUGUCGUACUCAGACACACACACCAUUAUGCUGUGUUUCUCGGUGGACUCAAGGGACUCGCUAGAUAAUGUUCAGCACAAGUGGGUGGGCGAAAUCGCAGACCACUGUGAAGGCGUCAAAUUGGUAUUGGUCGCGCUGAAGUGCGACCUGAGGAACAACACAGAAGAAUUUGCUUUGGACUCAGCCAUUACACCGGGAAACAUCCAGCAGCAGCAGCAGCAGCAGCAGUUGAACGGCUCGGGCGAAAACCCAAAGCUGAUUUCGUAUGAAGAGGGACUGGCCAUGGCCAAAAAGAUCGGCGCUUUGCGCUAUCUGGAGUGCAGCGCCAAAAUGAAUAGAGGAGUGAAUGAAGCCUUUACCGAAGCCGCCAGAUGUGCUUUGACAGCACACCCCAAAGGUGCGAAGGAUGGCAACCAUGAGGAGGGUAAGAAGAGUAGCGGCUGUGUUGUAAUGUAA
Molecule: messenger RNA, 699 nt
Organism: Lachancea dasiensis
Lineage: Eukaryota; Fungi; Ascomycota; Saccharomycetes; Saccharomycetales; Saccharomycetaceae
Source: the annotation of a GenBank genome assembly